This is a messenger RNA of Cricetulus griseus (Chinese hamster), 3016 nucleotides long. The record is from RefSeq and is a predicted model, not a curated record. Lineage: Eukaryota; Metazoa; Chordata; Mammalia; Rodentia; Cricetidae.
GUGGAAAUGGUUAUUGAGCUACGGUGAGCUUCUUGUAGGCCAGGAGAUUUGCUCAUCAUCACAUCCCUUACACUGGCCUUAGAGCACAGUGGGAACUCAGCAAAUGUUCCAGGAAGGAAUCUUUCCAUCGACAAAAGUACUUUACAAGAUUAAUGAUAUAUCCAGGGUCUUGAGACAGGGGAGUGAGCUGUCAGAUGUGUGCUUCCCUGGACAAGCUCAGAGCAAGCCUUGCACUAAGAGGGUUUAAGAAGCUUCCGUAUUGUGGCUUUGGAUUUGUGUUCUGACACUUGAAUCUUAGCGUUUGCAGAGCAUAUCUAGAUGCCAGCAACAGCAGAAACAGUCAUAGGAACGGCCUGCCUCCCAGACUCCCUCUGUAACAGUUUUUCUGUCACGAAGGUUGUGGGAAAUGGAGGUGAGGACCCACAGUUCUGAGCUCCACCCUCAAACCAUUGCAUAUCUAUCUGCUCACGACCCCGCUGUGGUUGAGGAGGACUGGAAGGCUUGGAGACCGCGCUUACAAACCGGAGCUGGUCAGGUAGUGGAUCACAACGUCCCCACUAAAAACUGUUGGGUGCCUCAGUUUCCCCGCCUGUGCAAAGUGCAGUGUACAGAGGGCACUGUCCUGAAGGACCAAGACCACGCACAUCUGGGAGCACUGGGAAAGGAGCAAGUCAGGUUAAGGUGUUUCCAGCCAGGUCUCCACGCGAGGCAAGGCGGAGCGGAGGGGGUCGCAGAGCUGAUGCCAGGUGAGGUGCGGACUCCACGCCUUGUGGCAGAGAGGUCCUGGAGUCCUUCUUUGCUCGAGUGGAGAACUGGACAGCAACCCGAGCCAAGGGCAGACCCGGCGGCGGGGCUGGGAGGGGCGAGUCUGGGCGACGCGCCUGCGGUGCUUUCAGCCGCAGCUCAGGGCGCUGGGGGCGGGAAGAGGUGGAGCCAGGUGGGGAGGAGCAAAACCCAGAGGCCUCGGGCACCGCGGGCAGAGCCAGAGUCGCUGGAACCCGAGCCCCGGCACGCUGCCUCGGGAGAGCCCGCCGUCCAAGCAGAAAACAGCCGCUGCUGCGGGAGCCGCCGCCUGAUUUCAGUACACAGUGGGGGAGAAAGGCUAGUGACGCCGGGGACCGGGUCACGGAUUCUCCUUCAGUUCGGGAGCUGCCAGGUUGCCGGUGCUGGCCCAGCCGCCCCAGUAGCGCCUAGUCGGACCCGUCCCUCGCGUCCCAGUUGCACCAUGGAUCCUUCGGAGAAGAAGAUAUCGGUGUGGAUCUGCCAAGAGGAGAAGCUGGUGUCCGGCCUCUCUCGCCGCACCACCUGCUCAGACGUGGUGCGGGUGCUUUUAGAGGACGGUUGCCGGCGGCGGCGCGGGGAGCCGCUCCGGGAGCUGGACCGCGAGAUCGACCGCUACGAGGCCAAGGUUCACCUGGACCGCAUGCGGCGGCACGGAGUCAACUACGUGCAGGAUACGUACCUAGUAGGUACUGACAUCGACCUCGACGGGCCGACUCCUGGGGAGGAGCCCGAGGAGGCGACGUUGGCAGAGAAGGGGACCGAGGCGGUGGCAGCCCUGGACCUGGACGGCGAGGCUCAGGCGGCCGCGCUGGAGGAGUUGGCGCAGCGCUGCGACGACCUGGUGCGGCUGCAGGAGGAGCGCGCCCAGCAGGAGGAGUUGCUGGAGCGUCUGUCCUCCGAGAUCCAGGAGGAGCUGAACCAGCGGUGGAUGAAGCGGCGCAGUGAGGAGCUGGCGUCUCGAGAGGAGUCCCCGGAGCCUUACGGUGGACCUGAUGGUGAGCUGCUGCUGGAGCAGGAGCGGGUCAGGACGCAGCUCAGCACCAGCCUUUACAUCGGGCUGAGGCUCAGCACGGACCUGGAGGCCGUCAAGGCUGACUUGGAUUACAGCCAGCAGCAGAGGGACAUCAAGGAGCGUGAGCUACAGGGCCUUCUCCAGACUUUGCGCACUUUGGAGCAGACAGUGGUGAAUGAUGGGGCUCUGGGUUCAGGUGGACCCUCGCGGGAACCCCAGCCUCAGACCUGUGCAGAGAUGUGGGUAGACCAGGCCCGGGGACUGGCUAAGAGCUGCCCUGGCAACGAUGAGGACUCAGAUACUGGGCUGAGCUCUAUGCACAGCCAAGACUCGGACUCGGUACCCCCUGUGUGUGAAUCCCUUGUGUAGUAGUAGUAGUAGGGAGUCAGCCUAGAGGCUUACAGCAUGCACAGGCCCGGCCUGCUCAGGGACAUGAAGUGUGGUCGUGGGAUGAGCUUAGAGUUCCCACGGGUGGGUCUGAAGAGUGGAAAGGACACCUGCUAGGCAACAUGCUCCUCUGACUCAGGAUGAGUGUGGAGGAGGGUCAGAGACAAGGAAGCCCUAAACUUCCUAAGCUUCCCGGGAAAAGGAGUCAGGAGGUGAGAACCCCUCCCUAUUUUUAGAACACCUUAGGUAAAUCGACGAGGUCCAAGCCCAUUUUCAAAACAAGAUAAAAGAAAAAUAUUAUGAAUGUUUUAACCACUCCUCUGUAUGGGAAGGACUGAUGACAGCUAGAACUAUGGUCUGUGGCAUAAAGAGCUGGUAAAAGAAAACACUUGGAUGAAAAGGAAAUUCCUUGAAUGUUAAUUGUGACUGGAAACGUGUUAAAACUAGCCAAAGAGGACGCACUAGUGUUGGUCUCUGCCUUGCUUAACAUCUUUGAUAAAACCCAUAGGCACCAAAACUCUAGCUGUUUACAUUUCUUCAGGUUUGGGAAUUACCCAUCUGCUAAAUCAUUUGCCUUUUAUUUCUGUCAAAGGCCAAACCGCAUUGAAAUCUAAGGCUGUGUUUCUGCCUACUUAAUGCAAUGUGUUAAAAGCCCUCCCCCCAAUCCUCUCCUGGACUCCACCCCAAACAUAGCCCCUUUGAAUUAUAAAAAUCCUGGCACACAUAAUCCAGGGUAGAAAUCUAAUCUCUACAUUUGGGAUGGGUUUCUGCAAAGGCAGAUGUGCUGUCUUCUAGUUCAUGAUGCCUAUUCAUUGACUAAAUUACAGUUAAGAA